GUCUACCUUUGGGCAGGUGUGUUUACCUGUGACUCCAACAGGAAACACUUCGCUUCACUCAGUCUGCUGCAACUGAGAAGUAGAAACUCGUUGGGCGGAACGAUGGAAAAAAAAAUCGCCAUUACCUAAUUGAAAUCCGCUUUAUAUUUGGGAGCCUAUAGGUCUGCUAACGUGUCCCUCACGGGGUAUAUAUUUUUUUUUUAGGCGGCAGACUGACCGAAAGAGGGAAGUGCUUCCUGAUAAUGAGGAGGUGCGUCUUAUUUCCAUCCCAGUGAUUGACUGCGUACGGCUUCCACCGCCAAGAGCUGCGGGCAUUGACGCAUUGUGGAGUCGACAACAGGGAGGGGGCGAGCACUGCAAACCCCCGGCUUCGCCACACAUCGGAAGCAUCUAUCGGCGUAACCACCGCGAUGGCCGUGGUGCAGCUCGAAACGGGGGACCGCCAGCCGGAGAACGGCUUCGUGACCCCCGAAACCGCGUCUCCGGAGCUGCUGACUCACAUCGACAAGUCUGUCCUGCCUUCUCUCGGGGGGUUUGGGAAAUACCAGAAACAGCUGAUCGUGCUGACAUGGAUCCCGGCGUUAUUUAUCGGAUUCAGCCAAUUUUCUGACAAUUUUCUUCUCGCGGAGCCAAACAUCACAUGCACCAGCCAGCCCCUGGCUAACGGAACUAGGCACACUGCGAACCUCCAGAUGAACAUAAGCACCGGGCCAGCUCUUUCUGCCGGUGGGGGUCCCAGCGCCCACAAUGACAGCUUGCAGUGUCAGUACAAUGAGUCGACAUUCGAGCUGCACACAGGGCUUGGACAGAACGUGGUUACGAAGUGGUGUCUGGUGUGUGAAUUGAAAUGGAGAGUCCAUAUCGCAAAGUUCUCUCUGUUGGUGGGGUCAAUCUUUGGAUACCUUGUAUUUGGGAUACUGGCAGACUGGUUUGGCCGACAUCCAGUGCUGAUCAUAUCGGUGCUGUUUAUGCUGGUGUUUGGUCUGACGGUGGCCUUUUCUGUCAAUGUCACCAUGUUCAGCACCUUGCGUUUCUUUGAGGGCUUCUGCCUUGCAGGGAUUACUCUUUCUCUCUAUGUCCUGAGGAUCGAGCUGUGCCUGCCAGCAUGGAGGUUUUCCAUGACCAUGGUGGCCAGCUUUGUGGUUUUGGGUGGUCAGCUCCUGAUGCCCGGAGUGGCAUACCUCUGUCACAACUGGCAGGUACUCCAAGCUGUCAUCAUCUGUCCCCUGCUGCUUAUGCUGUCCUACAUUUGGAUUUUCCCUGAGUCGCUGCGCUGGUUGCUGGCAACCCAGCAGUACUGCCGCUCCAAAUGGAUCAUGGGACACAUAGAAAAGAAAAACAAAGUGAACCUGGAACGUGAUGCAGAUAACAUCCUCGCAGAACUGCAAAAUGUUCUUCAGAAGAAACCCAAAAGGACAUGCAUCGUGAAAAUGGCUGGUACGAGGAACCUGUGGAAGAACAUCGUCGUCCUGUGCGUCAACUCGUUAACAGGCUAUGGGAUCCACCACUGCUUUGCCCGGAGCAUGGUGAGUCCAGAGAAUGAGGAAAAAACCAUAUUCCGUGACUUCUAUGCAGAAUAUUACACCAAGGCUGGUAUAGCAGUGGCAUCGUGCAUUGCGUUGUGCCCAGCAGUGGGCCUGAUGGGCCGGCGUGGUGGACUUCUGAUGUUCAUGAUCAUCACCGCUCUGGCAUCACUACUGCAGCUGGGCUUGCUGAAUUUGCUUUGGAAGUACAGCAAUCAUUUAAAUAUAGUUAAAUUGCUUCGUGUGUCUGCUGCUUCCUCAGAACAGAAAAAAUCUACGCUGAAUAGGAAUUUCUCCAUUGCCUUCUCCAUCAUCGGUAUGUUCUCCUCCCACGCAGUCAGCAACCUAAGCAUCUUCUUCUGUGCUGAAAUCACUCCCACUGUAAUCAGGGGUGGUGGUGUCGGCCUGGUACUGGCCAGUGCCGGCUUUGGCAUGCUUACUGCACCAAUCAUGGACCUCCACAAUCAAAAAGGCUACUUCCUUCACCACAUCAUUUUUGCCUGCUGCACUCUCAUUUGCAUCAUUUGCAUUCUUCUCUUGCCUGAGACCCGUAACCAGUCGCUCCCUGAGACCAUUGACGAUGGUGAGAACUACACUCGUCAGCCACUUCUCCUCCCGAGGAAACCGGGAGAACAGCACCUCUUGCUCCAUCAACUAGAGCCCAACAGGGACUACUCCAGAGUGCAAGACACGCCACUGCAUGAGACAGCCAACGUUGCAUUGUCAACCAUGGCCUCCACUGCCUCUUCGGCAAUUGAUUUGACUGCUUUGGCAACGGGAGAUUUGUCUGUUACCAAUAAUUUGAAGGAAGGACCAGACCUGCUUGAGCCACAGGACCCCAGCGGUCACUCCUCUCCAUUUCCACUAUCAGCCUCUGCAAUGACCCGAGGUAAAGACAUCAUCAUACAAGCUAACAAAGAAUGGCUGCUGUCUUCCAGUCCUUUACACAAAGCCCCAUGCGCCACAGAUCCACUUUUAGCAGAUGCAGAAGAACUUUUGGCAGUUCAGGAACCUGCAGACAUACUAAAAGAGAAUAUCCAUCUUGAAGUAAAUGACACGGCUCCUUCUCCCAAAAGUAAGGAUGGUACUGGGACUGCUGCUUUGCAUGGCUCUUCACCUCCCAUUGUCCCCCAAACAUUGCCGGCCUCCUUGCUGAUUUGCACAACCCCUGUCAUUGAGCCCCGUCCUAGUUCCACACUAGAGUCCCCCAGCCCACUGGAAAAUGACAUUGAUGAGAUCAUUACAACAUCCAAGCCGCCGGUAUUUGAGGAGGCUCCUGAUAUUUUAGAAGACCUCCCUCCAACAUCAGACCUGGACCGACCCGCCCAACCUUCACCCCCCAUUGCCUCACAGUUUGAUAUUCCCCUUGAGGUAGAAAACAUAUUUGAUUCUGCAUGUACUCCUAAUAUUAGAAACUCACAGCCACCUCAUUUAGAUCUGGCGUCCUCCAAUGGUAAAGAUUUCUCUUCUCAUUCCUCUACUCCUCCAAGUUUAGUAGAUGUGUCACCAAGACACAUGUGUGCUCCACCUACUGACUCAGAUCCCACACCCUUUGCUGACUUUUCCUCCGUCAGCACCACAGCAAGAAGUCCAACUGUCCUCCCUGUCACAGACAUUGUGAAUACCUUACAUCUAGAAUCAUCCACAGACAUUGUACAAGAUUCUGUCGUUUCUCUAGAUUUAGAUUCUGUACAGUCAAAUUCCAAUGUGGAUGUAGUCCCUGCUGAGGCAGCUCCCAUCUCUCUAAUGGACAGCACUGUGUCCUCCCCCAUAGACUCUGGUGUCAUAGCUACCAUGGACAGGGAGACUUCCAGCACUGAAAACAACACUGUCAAUAGCACAGCGUCGACAUGAUUAUGUGUUGCAGCCAAAAAAAUAAAAUAAAAUAAAAUAAAAAAAUGUGAAGCUUUAUGUGUCCCACCAAGAGGCAGCCACCUACAUCCAUAAAACAGCAUGGAGCUUGGGAGGGUGAGGGGGGAACAAGAACUGCCAAGCCCAGACUUCAGGUACUUUAUGAAGACUGUUCCAAACUGGAUCUGAGUAGACUUGUCAUACACAAGCUGCUUUAUGUUCUUCAGUGCUUCUCCAACCUCCCUUGUGUCAUCUUGGAUUUCGCCAAUAACUGAAGACCACACAAGUGAGAGACUGCAGCACUGGCUGGUUUGUAACGAUGUAAUGUCAACAUCUGCUCUUCAGGAACAUGACUGGAAAUCACCAGCGUAUAAAGUACUCUUUCUUUUUUUUUUUUUUUUUUUCCGAAAAUAAAUAAUUUAAUUUAACAACUUUGGGUGAGAGAAAGAGGGGAACACCACUGUCAUUUUGAAUGCCCAUGAUUACAGAGAUGUCAUCAGCUCUGAUGAAGAAAUAAAAAGCCAACGAUAACAAUGGAUGCCACCAAUGCUUUUGCUUAAAUAAAAUGUUUUGAAUUUGCAUCUAUGAAAAAGGCCUUACAUAUGGACAAAGAAAAUUGGAAUGUUAUAAAGUACUUUUGCUAUUGUAAAUGUAAAUGAUUUAAAUUGGAAACCUUGUUUUAUUUAUUUCAUUUUUUUUUUUUCACCAAAUACAAAUACCAAAUACUGCCCUAACCAAAAUGAACAUUGAUGUAGUGCCAAAACAUAAAUAGCAGUACAGUGUUUUUCCUGUCUGGGGAAAUUUAUAGGAGACCUAUAAAGAGAAUGUGAAGUUGAUCUUGUACCAUGUUGAAUUUUGGAUGACUGGGUUUGUUUAUGUGCCAACUUCUCUAGAGUUCUCAUCUCUAAGGCUGUUUUCCAUUCGGGAACCCAACACAUUUCUCUUUAACUUCAUAAUUUUAGAUUUCUAAUGAGGUUCUUGACCCUAAUAUAUUAUGUCUCAGCACAUUUAAUCUCAGCAUAGAAAAGGACAAAUAUGCCUUUUCACUGCUGUCUAAAAAUGACCUUGUUUUUAACCAUAUGCUGCACUAUGAAAUCAACAGACAACUAUAUUCACUUGAAGUAAUUCUAGUCGAUUUGCUUUCUUUAAUGAGACGUUCAAGAGAAUUGGGUCUUGAAGGCAAGGGGAUUUCAGUGGGACACUGGCUUCUUUCUUGAGGCAUCCCUUAUGAGAUUUACAGAAUGCAGAUUCAUUGGAGUCCAUAUCAUUUUAUCGAUUGCUAUUGUGUUUUUUUUUGUUUUGUGCUUGUUUUUUUUUGUUUGGUUUUUUUGGUUAUGAAAUGUAUUUUUCUUUGAGGGAAAAAAAUAACCGCUCUCCCCUUCUCUGGCAACACUCGACAACCAGCCUCUUGGAUAAAGCAAUCAGAGAAAGGCACAGUUAAAAAUAGAUGGCACUCCCAUCUCAAUACGCAAAUCCAAAUGUGGCGUAACAUCAGUCUUUGUUUCCAAACUCUUCUCAGACUAAAUAAUGAAUACCACUAUAUGUGUUGUUUUUUUUUUGUUGUUUUUUUUUUGUUAAAGUGAGCAAAAAAUGGGUAAAAAAAGCUUUUUUUUUUUUUAGCACAUGGUGAUUUUUGUGGAUAAGGAGCAACUUUGUUUGAGAGUUUUCAGCCAGUGAAAAUAAUUGUAUGCAAAUCCUCUUUUUGUUCUAGAUAUGACCAAGUAUGUUAAUUAACUCUCGAGCUUGAUACAGUUUUUUAUUUUAUUUUUUUUCUUCAAAGUAUUAUUUUCAAAACUCUCCCUGGUGUGCCCUUAAUGUACAGAGCUAAUCAUCCUUAUUACAGUAUUUGUGGCACCUUAAUAUGGUGGCACUUUAUUUUUGUGCAGUGGCGAUAAAGCAUGAAAUCUAUUGUGAAAGUGUAAACAAAACUGUUAAAUCUUUGAGGAAAAAAAAAAAAAAGCAAAGAAAAAAAAUGAGUUGUCCAAAAUGUUUGAUGCGAUUGCCAAUCGUUGCUGCAUUGAUAACCUAUAGUGUGCGUGUGUGUAUGUGUGUUUUCUAAAUCAUGUUAUGACAUUAACAUAGUACGUCAUUAUUUCCUUACAUACAUUUUCGCACAUACACAUGCACAACUAACUCUUAAAAAUAAAAUGCAAUACUCUACACAAAGUGACAUGUUCCGAAUUGACAUAUUGAUUUUGACAAAAUGAAACGCUCUUUCUCAUGGAAGUACUUUUGCUUCCAAAAGUCCACCUCUGGACUGCAGCCUACUUGACUUAGACACUUGUGUAACAGUUGUAGUACUUUCGUACGUCUUGCUUUUGAAGUUGUAAUACUUGUGUACAGGAGGAUGUGUGACUGUGGAUGUUCUACUGUUUACAACAAGCCUCACGAUGACCAUUAGUAAUAAUAACAAUAAUAGUGCCGUACUGUAUACCUUGAAAGACAGACAAUGUCUUGUGAUCUGAAAUGUGAUAAAACUCUGUAGAUCAUUUAUCCAGGGAUGUGUUAAGGUGUUGUCAGGAUUCAAUCCAUCACUAGACCUAUAAAAUUCUCUGUUAUCAUGUGAAAGACCUGUGAAGAGCCUUACACUUUGCUAAUUGUUGAAAAUGCUACAUAUCUUUGAUUGUUUGAAUGAUCGAUCAAACUCUUAAAUCUUUCUAAGAUGUAUGUUUGAUACGAGGAAAACAAAGCUGAUUGAUUAGGGGUGGUAUUUGAUUGUUUCAUUAUUGGUGUAACUAAGAUGUUCAUGUGGUUCUCUCAUUUCAGAUGCAUAUAGUGUAUGCCACAUGCAAUGCUACUAGACGUCAAAGCACAAGGAACUGCAACCAUUUAAAAUAGAGUGGCAUACUUAAGAAUGAAAGGGAAUUUGGAUUUGGAACGCAAUGUAGGGACUACUAGUCACACAUUAACUUUUGCAUUACAUUUCCGUGUUUGUGAGUGGAUGGAUGCCUAAGUUGGCUGAGUCUUCAAUGUGUGUGUUAGUAUUUAUCUGGGUGUGCAGCCAAAUUAAAGUUUGAAUACUUGAAAUCUAAAUGCAAAUCUGGAGUUAAAAAUAAAAUAAACCAUGGUAAUCUUCAACACAGCACAACACUGGUACUGUCUCCUCUGACAUCUGUUACUUCACUUUCUUCCAUGCAGCUAUUUCAGUGCAAAGAGGAGAGAUUACGUUGCUUUUUUUAUUUUUUAAACAUUUUUCACAUUUGCAUCCAAUCCAACUUUUUAUUAUUAGGUUUUUGGUUUACGUGUAACUUCAAGUGAAAUGAAGGCAAUGUAGAGCAACGACAGCACCAGCGACUGAGGCUAUAGGGCUGACAUUUAUUGUUGGAAAGAUAAGUUGAAGGAUCACAAAUCAAAGGAGUGGUAAAUUAAUGUUGAAUCCAGCUGAUUAGUCUCCAGGGGGAUUAAGUACCCAAUGCACACAUUUCAGGUUUUGCUUCUCUCAGUUGAGCGACUCAAAAUCUCUUUGUUGGGAGAUUCAAAUGAAUGUAAAAAAAAAAACAAC
Messenger RNA from Poecilia latipinna (sailfin molly), 6876 nucleotides. RefSeq names its product solute carrier family 22 member 23-like. The coding region runs from base 411 to 3377 and encodes 988 amino acids. Lineage: Eukaryota; Metazoa; Chordata; Actinopteri; Cyprinodontiformes; Poeciliidae. The transcript has 10 exons. Gene Ontology annotation, molecular function: transmembrane transporter activity. Gene Ontology annotation, cellular component: membrane. Gene Ontology annotation, biological process: transmembrane transport. The record is from RefSeq and is a predicted model, not a curated record.